CAAACAAUUAUUCUGUUGUUACAUUCGCCUGUCUUCCUAAUUAUAUUAACUUAAAAAUGAUAAAGAGCAGUUUUAAACCUAGUCCUUUCAAACCUCCAUCAAGGAUACCUUUAAAACCAUCUACUAGUGACAACAUACCCAAUACAUCACAAGAAAAAAAAGUAAACCCUCUAACUUUAAAUCCAUCAAAGCGUAUUAAAGUCGACAAUGACUCUGCCGAUGAUGAAAACACUUAUCGUUUUGAACCUGAAGAUCCUGAGGAUGAAAAUCGUACGCGAAAAAUUCCAAAAAAUGAUUACAAUGACUCUUCUGAUACUGAUACAAGUCUUCCAAGUGCAAUUCGUUGCAAUUUAUCACUUCCCGCUCCUAUGAAAAAAUUUCAUAAACCUUUCAUACCUCCUACUUUUCUCAACCCACCUCCGUUCCUUCGAAAUCAAGAGGGCAUUCAGAAAAAGCGUCCUGGUCGGGGUCCUCGACAUGUUGUAAAGAAACCUUCGUUAGCUCCUGACGAGAUCGUACUUGAUAAACCUUAUAAACCCUUCAUACCUCCUACUUUACUCAACCCAUCUCUGAACCCUCUAAAUCAAGAGGGCAUUCAGAAAAAGCGUCCUGGUUGGGGUUCUCGACAUGUUGCAAAGAGACCUUUGUUCGAUCCAUAUGCUCCUGACGCGAUCAAUGAUCUUUCAGAAUAUUUUUCCUUGUUGAAUUUUGCAAACCCUAAUUUUCUUGGAACACCUAGCGAAUUUCGUAGAAAUUAUGAAAAUCCUAUUUUACGCGGGCGUGACGCUGAUGCUUCUGAAAAGGAGAGAGAAACUAGUGACCAAAAGCUGUCUGAAUUAUUGGAAGUUAAAUUAUGCAACCAUCCGGACUUGCUUGAUCUUCCUAAAGAACUUAGAGGGUCCCAAAAAUGCUUUCCUCCAGGGUAUUCAAUAAAAGACAAAGCGAGAACGGUCAAACCAGAAUUUUCAGGAAAAAUGCUUGUAUUGGAUAGGUAA
Messenger RNA from Racocetra fulgida, 995 nucleotides. Lineage: Eukaryota; Fungi; Glomeromycota; Glomeromycetes; Diversisporales; Gigasporaceae. The record is from the annotation of a GenBank genome assembly.